GGUCAAAAAGCUGUUAAACUUUCCCUGAAAAGCAGUGCAUGAUAUCUCACUGAAGGAUGCCACAAGGACACAUAUGUCUUGUGGCAAUCUAGCCAAUUGUAUUUUAUCCCCUGCUGCGUAUAUGUGUCUUCGUACGUACAAGUAAAUAAUUCAAUGAAUAGCUUGUUACCCUUAUUUAUUUGCUGUAGUAUCUAUGUAGUAGAUGUUUAAAUAUGUAGUACAGUACAUACGUGUGUACAAAAUACAUGUAUAUCCUUUAGGGUCUUGAAGAGGAAUUAAUGAACGGAACCAUCCACUUUACUUGAGGACAACGUUCUGAGCAGAGAGGCAGACUGCAACACAAGAGAACUCCCCCCUGACCACUUCCGGCUUUGCGCCGAAAAAAAUCCUUUCUGGUUCUUCGUGGUAUUUCUAGAAUAUCGGCCCUAUUUUAGUUUUCAUUAUUCUACAUGAUGCUUAUUAGGACAUAGAACACACAUUACUAUGUAUCGAGAUGCUCAAUGUGGAUUUCAAUGGCAACGUGUUCGGACUUUGGAGCUCGGGGUGCAGUGAUUUUUUCCCUCUUGUGUUUGUAUCUUCGUGGGCUGCGCAGAGCUGUGAUUUUUGUGUAGCAACGCGAGACUAUGACGCGCUCUGCGACGAGAGGGCCCGAAUAAAAUGUGUUUAUGUUUAUGACCCGCUGGAUGCCAGCUUCUGUCUUCUAACGGCGUCGGUCGGCCAGCAGCUUAUCCCGUUUAAGCCUUUUGUUGAAGAUCGACCACCAACGACCAACCAUGUGUUGUUGUCCAAUAGACGCGAGAAGGGAAAAUCUGGUUGCAUUCAGCGGCGAGCACUCUAUUUUUCACCCAAUUAUGAUCUCCCGCCUGGAUGCCGUGGAUGGACGAGCAUCAUGAAUAGAUACACAACUAUCAGACAGCUCGGGGAUGGUACGUAUGGCUCCGUCAUCCUCGGCCGCAGUCUGGAGUCAGGAGAGCUUGUGGCCAUAAAGAAAAUGAAAAGAAAAUUCUACUCCUGGGAAGAAUGCAUGAACCUUCGUGAAGUUAAGUCCUUAAAGAAACUCAACCAUGCAAAUGUGAUCAAACUUAAGGAGGUUAUUCGAGAAAAUGACCACUUGUACUUCAUAUUUGAGUACAUGAAGGAAAAUCUCUAUCAGCUAAUGAAAGAUCGGACUCGAUUGUUUCCUGAAUCUGCCGUAAGAAAUAUUAUGUUCCAGAUACUACAGGGACUCACGUUCAUUCAUAAACACGGCUUUUUUCACAGGGAUAUGAAACCUGAGAAUCUUCUGUGCAUGGGACCAGAGCUGGUGAAAAUAGCUGACUUUGGGCUUGCCCGUGAAAUCAGAUCUCGACCACCAUACACGGACUAUGUCUCGACCAGAUGGUACAGAGCCCCAGAAGUUCUCCUCAGAUCCACAUCCUACAGUUCGCCCAUAGACCAGUGGGCCGUCGGCUGCAUCAUGGCAGAGCUUUACACCCUCAGGCCUCUCUUCCCGGGCUCCAGUGAAGUCGACACCAUAUUCAAAGUUUGCACAGUCCUGGGCACACCAAAGAAGAAUGAUUGGCCGGAGGGAUACCAUCUGGCAAGUGCCAUGAAUUUCCGAUGGCCUCAGUUUGUUCCGAGUAAUCUGAAGACACUGAUCCCAAAUGCCAGCCCUGAAGCCAUCCAUCUGAUGACAGACCUGCUCCAGUGGGAUCCCAAAAAGAGACCAACUUCAGCACAGGCUAUAAGGUACUCUUACUUCCACGUGGGGCAAGCUUUGGGCACUCCUCAACAGAUCCUGGAGCAAGGUAGACCUCAGCCGGGCCUUGUGCCGCUGCAGGCUCCUUUACAGAUGCUGCAGCAGCAGCCCUUGCUGCUUAAGCCUGUCCCCCCUUCCCAGCCUCCACCUCCCACCCAACACUGCUCCCCCUCCAGGACUCUGCAGCAGGUCCAGCCCUCCCCCGGCUCAGCAGCCGCGCAGGCGGGCGCGUACCAAAGGCACACAGAGCUGCUGCGAGAGCAACAGCCGAAGCACAUCAUGAGGCCGGAGCAGAGCGGAGGAACGCCACAGAGCCGUCUUCCCUACAUUGUUGACAAGAGUCUUCAGAGCAAGCAAUCAAGACAAGAGACGGAAAAAGCAAACCUGCUGAGCUAUCAGUUGAAACCUAAAGGGGGGGGGCGGCGGCGCUGGGGCCACGGCACAGGACACCUCAAGGGGGACGACUGGGACGACGAUGAAGAAACGGAUCCGACCUCUAUAAGUAUUCUCGGGAAAAGUACCUUCUCCACAGAGAAGUCGAGACGAGGAGAGGACACACUGAGCAGAUACGGACAUGUUCUGGAUUUCAGUCGACCCAAUGGGAAGGAAGAGGCACCUUUAAACCUGAACAAGAGCGCAGCCUACCAGGAGCCGCUGAGAACCGCCUCCGCCAAACAACAUUACUUGAGGCAGUCAAGAUAUUUACCAGGCAUUAGCACAAAAAAGAACAUGGCCAUAAAUGCCAGUAAAGACGCAACCGGAAGCCAUCUUUGGGGCAACGGCGGUAUUCCAUUUGGAGGGACUUUGCCGAGCAGAGGCGCUCAUGGCACAAAUACAAUCCUGGGUGGAUACAUGCCAUCCUUUUACAAAAAAGACGUGGGUUCAGCCGGUCACAGACGGCACCAGAGUCCUUCUGUGGAAUCAACCGCAUCAAAUUAUGCAACAUGGCAGUCGGGCCGGAGUCCGAUGAACACCUCUACCAACAUGCCAUCGACCAACAAAAGCACCCCUGGUCUGCUGCCUCGCCCGCCGUUGCAGUCGAUCCAUGGGCGAACCGACUGGUCUGCCAAAUAUGGACACCGCUAGUGCCCCGCCUGGAGCUCCGAUCUGUGCUCCUGAAGCCUAGUUUAUGCUUCUGCGUUUUCAGAGCGACGCAGACGCAAGACCCCCUUGCGUGUCCUUUGCGUCCCUCCUUGCGUCCUUGCGUGUGUCAAGCC
Molecule: messenger RNA, 2955 nt
Organism: Gasterosteus aculeatus aculeatus (three-spined stickleback)
Lineage: Eukaryota; Metazoa; Chordata; Actinopteri; Perciformes; Gasterosteidae
Product: serine/threonine-protein kinase ICK
Biological process (GO): protein phosphorylation
Molecular function (GO): protein kinase activity; ATP binding
Source: RefSeq, a predicted model, not a curated record